AUGGGUUGGAUCCCGUGCUCUGGGAAAUCGAGUGGGAAGACUAAGAAGAGGAGCGACAGUGACGAAAACCUCAGCAGAAAUUGUUCUGUCUCUGCUUCAGAGAGAUCUAAGGCCAAAUCGUCGGUGAGUGAAUCCAGAAGCAGAGGGUCUGAUAACAUUGUGGCACAAACGUUUACAUUCUCUGAGCUAGCUACUGCCACUAGAAACUUCAGGAAAGAAUGUCUUAUAGGAGAAGGAGGAUUUGGUAGAGUUUACAAAGGCUACUUAGCAAGCACUGGCCAGACAGCGGCUAUCAAGCAGCUUGAUCAUAAUGGUUUACAAGGAAACAGAGAGUUCCUCGUUGAGGUGCUCAUGUUGAGUCUUCUUCAUCACCCAAAUCUUGUGAACCUAAUCGGUUAUUGUGCUGAUGGAGAUCAAAGGCUUCUCGUCUAUGAAUACAUGCCUCUUGGGUCACUUGAAGAUCAUUUGCACGACAUUUCACCUGGUAAGCAGCCACUUGACUGGAACACCAGAAUGAAAAUAGCUGCAGGUGCUGCAAAAGGUCUGGAGUAUCUGCACGACAAAACCAUGCCUCCAGUGAUCUACCGGGACUUGAAAUGCUCCAACAUUUUGCUCGGAGAUGACUACUUCCCGAAGCUAUCUGACUUCGGUUUGGCCAAACUUGGCCCAGUGGGUGACAAGUCUCAUGUCUCCACUCGGGUUAUGGGAACUUACGGAUACUGUGCUCCCGAGUAUGCAAUGACAGGGCAGCUAACGCUCAAAUCAGACGUUUAUAGCUUCGGUGUGGUUCUUUUGGAGAUUAUAACCGGUAGGAAAGCUAUAGACAAUUCAAGAUGUACUGGAGAACAGAAUCUGGUUGCGUGGGCAAGGCCUCUGUUUAAAGACAGGAGGAAAUUCUCUCAAAUGGCUGAUCCAAUGAUUCAAGGUCAAUACCCUCCGAGAGGAUUGUACCAAGCACUCGCUGUGGCGGCAAUGUGCGUGCAAGAGCAGCCAAAUCUAAGGCCUGUUAUCGCUGAUGUUGUCACUGCACUCACUUACCUAGCUUCCCAAAGGUUUGAUCCUAUGUCUCAGCCAGUCCAAGGCUCUCUUUUCGGUCCUGGGACUCCACCUAGAUCAAAGAGGGUGGUCUGA
Messenger RNA from Brassica rapa (field mustard), 1131 nucleotides. RefSeq names its product probable serine/threonine-protein kinase PBL7. Gene Ontology annotation, molecular function: protein kinase activity; ATP binding. NCBI's taxonomy places the organism in Eukaryota, Viridiplantae, Streptophyta, Magnoliopsida, Brassicales, Brassicaceae. The record is from RefSeq and is a predicted model, not a curated record. Gene Ontology annotation, biological process: protein phosphorylation.